UUUAUCAUAAAAAAAUAAAUUAUAAUUGAAUACUUUUUUAACAUAUAAAAAAGUUUUGUAAAUUAUUUUUUGUAAUGAAUAUAAUUAAAAAUUGUUAAUACAAUAUGAAAUAAUCAUAAUUUUAAUAUAAUGAUUUAUGUCACUUUAUUACCAAACUUUAUAACUGUUAUUCAUAAUCUAAAAUAGAUAUGAAAAAUUAUAUAUAUAAUUUUAUAGAUAUAUAUAUAUAUAUAUGUAAUUUUAUAAAUCUCAUCUUUAAUUAUAUUAUAACUAUGUAUUUUAUAAAGAUUUUUAAUAUUCCAUGCUUGCCAAUUAUUUAUAGUAAAUUUUUACUUAUGUAUAAUAUAAUUGCAUUUUAUAGUGCCUCGCAUGUGAUUUUGUUUAUUGAAAUACAUUUAUAAAAUUUUUUUAAAUUAAAAUAGCAUUAUUUAUGAUAGAUUUAUGUCUUGUUUCAAAAGAUAAAGAUGUAGAAUUCUCUUAGAAACCAGCAGCCAUGUUUGUUCCUUGUCAUAAAUACAGAUGGAGUAUCUAAAAAAGUCUUAUAAAAGUUUACUUAUAUUCUGUAUGAUUUGAUUGAUCUUGAUUGGUGUAAUUAUAAAUGAAGUGAUAAUACAUAUCUGUAUAAAUGGUGCGACAAGUUCGAAAAUCUAAUACAGUGACAUUCAAGAAUUUGUCAUUAAAUGGAUCAUUUUUAUUUUUUAACCGUCGAAGGAAAUUUAUAAAAGAAAGAAGAUGUUAAAUCAAGCUGUAGUCGAAGCUUUAUAUUCUGCAACAUAUAUUGAAAAUUAUUUAGAUUGUGUAGAAAACUUACCAAAUGAUUUACAAAGACAUGUUUCCCGGCUUCGAGAACUUGAUGCCACUUGUCAAACAUAUUUACGGGAGGUAGAUCAACAGCAAGAAGCAUUGCGAAAUGAUACAGAUUUGACAGUUAAAAGAAGAGCACUUUUAAGACUUCAACAAGCCUUGAUUGCAGCACAAGAAAUAGGAGAUGAAAAAUUGCAAAUAGUUCAACAAGUUCAAGAUCUUAUUGAAAAUAAAUCCAGACAAUUAGAUUUAGAUUAUCGUAAUCUUGAUUUUGGAAAAGAACAAGAAAAUAAUGAAUCAAUUCGUGAAACAAACACAAAUGUGACUUCUAAUUCUUCUGGUAAUGCAAAUAAUUCAGAAAGACAACCAAAAAGAGCUAGAAGGACAAGAACAGAAACAAUGGUUGAGUCUUCCAAUACUAUGGAUAUGAUUGUAAUGACAGAAACACGUUCAAAUUCUUUAUCAAAUACAAGUAAUGGUAAUCAAAAGAAAACAACUACUACUAAUACUGGUAAGAAAAAGAAAAGAAAAUCUAGACAAGGUAAUCAGCAAAAUCAACAUCGUGAAGAUACUCCACCACCACCAGAGGAUGAUCUUGCAAUAGAUCCAGAUGAACCAACAUAUUGCCUCUGUGACCAAAUAUCAUAUGGAGAAAUGAUAUUAUGUGAUAAUGACUUAUGUCCUAUAGAAUGGUUCCAUUUUUCAUGUGUUUCAUUAAGUACCAAACCAAAAGGCAAAUGGUUUUGUCCAAAAUGUAGAGGAGACAGACCAAAUGUUAUGAAACCUAAAGCUCAGUUCUUAAAAGAAUUAGAAAGGUAUAACAAAGAAAAAGAAGAAAAAUCGUAGCAGGAGAAAAUUGGUGAGCAAUUUAAAUAUUUUGGAAGACUUAAUUCAAUUUAAAGACAGCUUCUAUGAUAUAUUUUAAGUACUUUCUGAAAUCUUAUUAAGCAGAUUGAUUUGUGAUUUGUGAAUUAAUGAAAAAAAUAAUAGUUUCAUAAAAAAAAACAAAAUUAUUCUGUUAUUAAAUAUAUAAUUGUAUAGAUAUGCGUGUGAACUAUCAUAUAAUCAACUACAGUAGCAGAUAAAUUAUAUUUGUAUAAUAUUGGCUAUUGUAAAUAUUGUGACAAAACUAAAUAAUUACAGUAAAAUAGAUACUUUGUAAAAAAAAUAUGUUUUAAAAUUGCUUUAUAUUUAUUCAAAAAUUAUUGAAAAAUUAAUAGGCCUCUAUACUCUUGAGCAAUAAUGUGUGUGUAAAUACCAUUUAUCUAUGGUAAUUAUCUAAAAUAUAAUAUAUUUCAUAUUUAAAUUACAAUAGCAGUAUUAAAAGAAAAAAAGGAAUUUUUGUAACAUAAAUUAAUUGUGUCAUGAAUAAAAUGACUUAAGAUCAACAUCUUUUUUAAUUAGUUUGUAUUAUAGUAUAUAAAAUCUUAUUAGUGAUUGUCAUUAAUUCAUUAUGUAUUAAGUUUCAUUUAUAAAAUUCUGUUGCAUUAUUUGCAAAAUGUAUAUUUAUAUAAGAAGUAUAGAUUCUUAUGAUUGCAUAAAGUUUAUAAAAUUACAUACAUAAAUGAAAAUUAUACAUAGAAUCUCUAAAAAGAAAUUAUAUGUAUAACUUUGUUUAUUGAUGAGAAUUUAUUUUGUACAUAUGAACAUUGUAUUUUUAGGAUAUAAAUUCUCUUUAAUAUAUAAUGUACAAUAUAUUUAAUAAGAUAUAAUUUUUUAUAGUUGAAUAAAAACUCUAACAUAUAGCAAAGCAUAUUGUUUUUUAAAAACAAUUUAAAUAAUGCUUUGCAUAAUUAUAAACAAAUUUUUUAUUAAACAUGUUUAUAAAAAACGAUUUUAAUGUUUUUAUUAAAUUCAAUAAUUUUUAUUAUGA
Apis cerana (Asiatic honeybee) is the source of this 2677-nucleotide messenger RNA. Its product is annotated as inhibitor of growth protein 1. Gene Ontology annotation, biological process: positive regulation of DNA-templated transcription. Gene Ontology annotation, cellular component: nucleus. The record is from RefSeq and is a predicted model, not a curated record. Lineage: Eukaryota; Metazoa; Arthropoda; Insecta; Hymenoptera; Apidae.